This is a messenger RNA of Neopelma chrysocephalum (saffron-crested tyrant-manakin), 762 nucleotides long. It is a transcript of the gene R3HDML, whose product is annotated as R3H domain containing like. Bases 1 to 762 code for a protein of 253 amino acids. The transcript has 5 exons. The record is from RefSeq and is a predicted model, not a curated record. Lineage: Eukaryota; Metazoa; Chordata; Aves; Passeriformes; Pipridae.
AUGGCCGUGCUGCACUGGCACCUGUACCUCAGCGCCCUGGGCUGCUGGGUGACACAGCUCUCCAGCUCCUUCCUGCUGCCCAAUGCCACUGAGCUGCUGUCCCCGCCCGGGGGCACGGCCGCGGGGCUGCUGUGGGGCGCGGGGGUCCCCCGGAGCCGUCGGAAGCGAUACCUCUCCCCCCACGACAUGAGCGUGAUUUUGGAUUACCACAACCAAGUGCGGGCUCAGGUGUCCCCCCCUGCUGCCAACAUGGAGUUCAUGGUGUGGGAUGAGCGGCUGGCCAGGGCAGCAGAGGCGUGGGCUGCGCGUUGCCUGUGGGACCACGGGCCCCCUGAGCUGAUGAAAUAUGUGGGGCAGAACCUCUCCAUCCAGUCAGGCAGGUACCGCUCGGUCACGGACAUGGUGAAAUCCUGGCACCAGGAGAAGCAGCACUACUCCUUCCCCCACCCGCGGGAGUGCAGCCCCCGCUGCCCCAGCAAGUGCAGCGGCUCCGUCUGCAGCCACUACACGCAGAUGGUGUGGGCAACCUCCAGCCGCCUGGGCUGUGCCCUGGGCACCUGUGCCAACGUGCAGGUGUGGGGCAGCACGUGGCGGCACGCCAUCCUCCUCGUCUGCAACUACGCCAUCAAGGGCAACUGGCUGGGAGAAGCACCGUACAAGGUGGGGCGGCCGUGCUCAGCCUGCCCCCCCAGCUACGGCCGGGGCUGCUCCAACAACAUGUGCUUCUCCGGAGUCAAAUCCAACCAAGUCAGCUGGUUCUAG